Messenger RNA from Anopheles nili, 2757 nucleotides. Its product is annotated as mucin-2-like. The transcript has a single exon. The record is from RefSeq and is a predicted model, not a curated record. NCBI's taxonomy places the organism in Eukaryota, Metazoa, Arthropoda, Insecta, Diptera, Culicidae. The coding region runs from base 4 to 2622 and encodes 872 amino acids.
AUCAUGGGGCAUUUUAAGUGGUACAAAAUAUCAGUGAGUAAAGUGCGAGUUCUAUUGUGGGUGAUAUUAUUGUGCCAAGUGGUGUCUGUUAGUUCUGAUGCAGUUCAUAAUUUAACGUUAGCAACCGACAACACAGUGCAGACUGUUUCGUCUGGAAAAUGGGAUGAACCACAUCAUGAUACAACUUGGAAUCUGUCCACUUCGUCUGAGAAUUCAACGGACUCUACGCUUUAUUGGAACGGAUCAACUAUUUCAUCGAAUAUAACGGAGCCUUCACAAAACUGGACUACUCCUGAUUCAAAUUCAACAUGGAACCCUACAAGUUCUACUCCUUCUUGGAAAGCAACGGAACCUACACUAAACUGGACCACUCCUGAUACAAAUGCCACGUGGAUCCCUACAGGCUCUACACCUUCUUGGAAUGCAACGGAGCCUCCACCAAACUGGACCACUCCUGAUACGAAUUCAACGUGGAACCCCACAGGCUCAACUCCUUCUUGGAACGCAACGGAACCUUCAUUAAACUGGACUACUCCUGAUUCGAAUGCCACGUGGUUCCCUACAGGAUCUACUCCUUCUUGGAAUGCAACGGAGCCUCCACUAAACUGGACCACUCCUGAUACGAAUUCAACGUGGAACCCCACAGGCUCAACUCCUUCAUGGAACGCAACGGAACCUUCAUUAAACUGGACUACUCCUGAUUCGAAUGCCACGUGGUUCCCUACAGGAUCUUCUCCUUCUUGGAAUGCAACGGAACCUCCACUAAACUGGACUACUCCUGACACGAAUGCCACGUGGAACCCCACAGGUUCUACUCCUUCUUGGAAUGCAACGGAGCCUCCAUUAAACUGGACUACUCCUGAUACGAAUGCCACGUGGUUCCCUACAGGAUCUACUCCUGUUUGGAAUGCAACGGAGCCUCCACUAAACUGGACUACUCCUGAUACGAAUGCCACGUGGAUCCCCACAGGUUCUACUCCUUCUUGGAAUGCAACGGAACCUUCACUAAACUGGACUACUCCUGAUACGAAUGCCACGUGGUUCCCUACAGGAUCUACUCCUUCUUGGAAUGCAACGGAGCCUCCACUAAACUGGACCACUCCUGACACGAAUGCCACGUGGAACCCCACAGGUUCUACUCCUUCUUGGAAUGCAACGGAGCCUCCACUAAACUGGACCACUCCUGAUAUGAAUUCAACGUGGAACCCUACAGGAUCUACUCCUUCUUGGAAUGUAACGGAACCUCCAUUAAACUGGACGACUCCUGAUUCGAAUGCCACGUGGUUCCCUACAGGCUCAACUCCUUCUUGGAAUGCAAUGGAACCUUCACUAAACUGGACUACUCCUGAUUCGAAUGCCACGUGGAUCCCCACAGGUUCUAAUCCUUCUUGGAAUGCAACGGAGCCUCCACUAAACUGGACCACUCCUGAUACGAAUUCAACGUGGAACCCCACAGGAUCUACUCCUUCUUGGAAUGCAACGGAGCCUCCACUAAAUUGGACUACUCCUGAUACAAAUGCCACGUGGUUCCCUACAGGAUCUACUCCUUCUUGGAAUGCAACGGAGCCUCCACUAAACUGGACUACUCCUGACACGAAUGCCACGUGGAACCCCACAGGUUCUACUCCUUCUUGGAAUGCAACGGAGCCUCCACUAAACUGGACUACUCCUGAUACGAAUUCAACGUGGAACCCUACAGGCUCUACUCCUUCUUGGAAUGUAACGGAACCUCCAUUAAACUGGACGACUCCUGAUUCGAAUGCCACGUGGUUCCCUACAGGAUCUUCUCCUUCUUGGAAUGCAACGGAGCCUUCACUAAACUGGACUACUCCAGAUACGAAUUCAACAUGGAACCCUACAGGCUCUACUCCUUCUUGGAAUGCAACGGAACCUCCAUUAAACUGGACGACUCCUGAUACAAAUGCCACGUGGUUCCCUACAGGAUCUACUCCUUCUUGGAAUGCAACGGAGCCUCCACUAAACUGGACUACUCCUGACACGAAUGCCACGUGGAACCCCACAGGUUCUACUCCUUCUUGGAAUGCAACGGAGCCUCCGCUUAACUGGACUACUCCUGAUAUGAAUUCAACGUGGAACCCUACAGGAUCUACUCCUUCUUGGAAUGUAACGGGACCUCCAUUAAACUGGACGACUCCUGAUUCGAAUGCCACGUGGUUCCCUACAGGAUCUACUCCUUCUUGGAAUGCAACGGAGCCUCCACUAAACUGGACUACUCCUGAUACGAAUUCAACGUGGAACCCUACAGGCUCUACUCCUUCUUGGAAUGUAACGGAACCUCCAUUAAACUGGACGACUCCUGAUUCGAAUGCCACGUGGUUCCCUACAGGCUCAACUCCUUCUUGGAAUGCAACAGAACCUUCACUAAACUGGACUACUCCUGAUACGAAUGCCACGUGGUUCCCUACAGGAUCUACUCCUUCUUGGAGUUCAAGCACGAUAAAUCGCAAACCAACAAGGAAAACCGUUAAACCCCCGAGGACUACCAGGAUGACGACCACACGUCGGCCAAUCCCCACGAAGCCAGCAACUCACACACCAACGAAAAGAAUUCGGGACCAGCUUGUGCGACGCAAUCCCCAAGACCAUAUCCGGGCCAGAUAAAGGCGUCUCGAGCCAAGAAUUUGCCAAAUGGCAAUGAUCCUUAUCAUUUAUCUAAAAAAAAAAGAUUCGUUUGCGAUUGUCAUGAAAGCUCUUUCGUGUAACAGCAGUAGCUGCCGAUACGAAGCGGACCCGGGC